This is a messenger RNA of Paramecium tetraurelia, 408 nucleotides long. RefSeq lists its product as uncharacterized. The record is from RefSeq and is a predicted model, not a curated record. NCBI's taxonomy places the organism in Eukaryota, Ciliophora, Oligohymenophorea, Peniculida, Parameciidae. The transcript has 3 exons.
AUGUUGCCAUAAUAAAUUAUUUAUAGAUAAGUUAGGCAUUCCCCUUAAAAAAUUUUAAGAUAAUCCACAAUUCUUCCACAUCAAUAAUUAAGAGCAUCAACUCCGAUUAGACAAUAAAGAUCGUACUCUCAUUUUGAUUAACAACCUUAAAGCAGUAUGAAAAAACAAUAAGAAAAUUUUGAAAGGGAAAAUGAUCUAUUAAGAGAAAAAGUAAAAUAAUUGAAGCAAUAGAUAGCCACUCUUGAACAAAAUUAUUAAAAUAAUGCAGAAGUUGAAGAAUAAUAUAUAGUUGCUCUAAGGAUAUUUUAGUAAUUGAAAAUCGAGUCUGAAUAAUUAAGAUUAGAGCUUUCUUAUAUAAAAUAGGAGAACAAUCUGCUUAAAUCAAAAUUAAAACAAAUUAAUUAUUGA